Messenger RNA from Paramuricea clavata, 1434 nucleotides. Lineage: Eukaryota; Metazoa; Cnidaria; Anthozoa; Malacalcyonacea; Plexauridae. The record is from the annotation of a GenBank genome assembly.
AUGGAGGAGAAGACGUAUCCCCAAUAUGACGACCUUAGUUAUGAUGACCUAGCAACAGCUUUUAGUAGGUUAGAUACAAAGGUGAAGGGAGAGGCUAUGUAUGGUGAUGAUCCUAUAGUGAUAACCAAUCUUAAAAGUGAACUGGACUAUGUAAGGAAUCUCAUGGAGAGACGUGCAAUAGCAGAAACAACUUUCACCGAGGGAAGUGACGGAACCGUGAACAUUUCAGGUCCAUCAGGAAACACAACUGUUCCAGGAGUCAACUUCGUGGAAGACCCAAACAAUGUACUUCCAGACGUGCUAGAUGCAUUCAACGAAUCAUUUGACACUGACUGGGAUGAAAUAGAAGCCCGCCUAGAAAGACUAAAUAAGAUUUCAACAGUAAAUAAAAAGAGAGAUUUUGAAAACCAAGUGGAGCGUGUUCAAGCUGUCACAAGAGUUAUCAAGGGUAAGGAGGGACUAAUACUAGACCCUAGGAAUAGAUAUGUCAGGGAACUCAUAAAACGAUCAUCUGUAAGAACACUCAAGGAUGGCACAGAGGUGUUGGUAUUUAGAAGUGAACAAGGUAUUAACAAAAGUGGGACACAAAUAAUGAAACGUGGUAAGACCAAGACUCCAGUGUACUCAAAGGACUCACUUGCUCUGAGAGAAUAUAAGGACCUUCUAGAGAAAAUAAAUGAGGUACCUAUGAAUCCUGACAAUAUAAUUGGAAGUGAUGAAUCAAUUUAUGAGGAUACUAAAGAAGAGCCGCAAUUUGAUGAAAGUGGUGAGGAAUACGCUGACCGUGAGAACAUUGAGUUAAUAGAUAUAGGUGCAAAAGUAGGAGACCUUCCAGGGCUAACAAUGCAAGAAAACAAUGAACUGAGAGGUGUUCUUAACCCACCUGAUGGAUCAAGCAUAGAAGGCAGAACAGGUCCCAAUGGAGCGUUACAAAUACAAGCGGACUACUUUAAUGAAGCUAUUGGUGAAACCGUGGAACGCGCCACGUUAGCGGAAGGUACAACUGAGUAUAAUUUCCUUCUAGAAAGAAUUGACAGUUUGAAGGAAGCUAGGGAUAGGACACUAGAGCAGGGAACAGUAGAGGAAGCAAGAGAGGCACAACAAAAGGACAUUUCUAGAUUACGUAAGUUUGUGAAAUGGUUAGGGGAGGAGAAGGUGGGUCUAACUGGAAUAGCAAUAUCAACAGCAGGUCUAAUAACAACUCUUCUUGUCCAUGCUAGGGGAGCCAUUGUGAAGACAGCAAAGGCCACUGGUAAAGUAGCAAAAGCAUUAGCAAAUUUAGCAAAGAAGGCAGGGCCAAUCCUAGUUCCAAUCCUGAACACCAUUGCAACGGCGCUGACGUGGGGAGCCAAAGGAAUUGCUUGGUUAGCGUCACACUUAUGGGUAUUAGCUGUAGCAGCUGCCCUACUUGUGUACAACCAUUACAGCAAGUAA